AUGCUCGGAUGCAUACCUGUAAUACGACCACAAGAUGUUCAAAGGAUUAAUGGAGUUGGUAUGGUAACGGUAAUUGAAGAUGGAAUGAUGGUUACAGGUGAAGAGCUUGGAAAACAAGUUCAAGUCGGUGAUAUGCUAUACGUGGAAUUUGAAGGUCCUGAUAAUAAAGACAUAUUGAAAGAAGCUUGCGGGGCUGUCGAGGAAAUUAUUGAUGACAAUAAAGUUCGCAUAAAGAAACCAGGAAUGAGAUGGUUAACUAAAGGGAGACGUAAAGGUCAACUUAGACGCCUCGUCGACUAUGGUAGCUUUAAGAUCCGUGUAGAACGUGGAAGCACCUUAAAAACCUUGGAAAAUCUCAAUUUACCAAAGUCUUUGAGCAGUUCUUUAAGCAAAAGUUUUGAAAGGUUAUCAUCUUCACCUGGGGUUCUGCCACCGCAAAUUCAUGAUAAAAUUCCUGAGGAACAGUCUGAGGAAACCACAAAUCAUCCACCUAACUCUUCUGGAUCCGGAGCAUCUGAAUGUACACCUUUGCUUGCUGAGGGUUCCUCAAAUCAAUCUAAUCGAUCUACCACAACACGAUCCAUUCUUCCGCCGGUUCCUAGCAUUCCAACAACAUUUACUUAUACCCACUUACCUCCACAUUCUGAAGUCUAUUCGGCAGUGUACAAUCAUUUUUCUCAAUCUCAAAGUGUUUGUAUUUAUCCCGAAGGUAUAUCACAUGAUAGCGAGCACAUGAUGACAUUAAAGUAUGGUUGCGCCGUAAUGAGCCUGGGUUACCUAGCAUCAAAGGAACCAGACGCUUUAGGAAGGCCGAGAAAACUAAAACUCGUUCCUUGUGGGUUGAACUUUUUCAAUCGCCACCGAUUUCGAAGUCGAGUCUUCAUCGAAGUAGGGCAAACUAUUGAAAUAAAUGAAGAACUGAUCGAAAUGUAUCGCGCUGGUAAAGAUUCUAAACGUCAAGCUUGUAAAGAACUUCUGAACAUCAUCCAGAAAUCUUUAUCAGAAUUGACUGUCAACGCACCGAGUUAUAACACGCUUUUAUUCUUCAAGACCGCUUCUAGAUUAUACCGUGAAAAAUUACUGCCCCGUAAAUUAGAUUUUUCAGAAAAAUUAGCUUUACUAAGAAGAAUUGCUAAGAAAUAUUCCUCCACGAACCCUCCAUCGGAUGAAGCUCGUACUUUAAAACGGGAUGUUGUUUCAUAUGUUCAAAGACUUCGCGAUCAUCAUUUGUCUCCUCAUCAUACAUCUACGACGCCAAUAUCGUUAUUUGUUUAUCUUCCACUUUUCCUUAUCUUGAUCAUUUUGACUAUUCCUGGUCUGAUAUUAUUCUGUCCAAUUGGUUUGGUUGCCCGAUACGUUGGUAAAAGGCAAGGUGAAAAUGCUAUGUUAUAUGACGACAAUUCUCUUGCCAUCACACGAUGGCCUGGACGAGAUGUCAUUGCCACGUGGAAAAUGAUGACAGGAAUUCCAUUAUUCAUUAUUUUUGACUUUAUUUACUCGAUUUUAACCAUAAAAUUAAUACGAAGGUUUGAUUUAUAUGAGUUUGAUAACAAGGAACAGAUCGUCAUUCUAGGAGCAUGCUUAUUCCUCUUUUUUUGGACAACAGUUGCAUAUGGUACUGUUUUAUUGUGGGAAAGUAUGUGUUGGGUGGGAAAGAAGGUAUGGAUUGGGUUGUGGUGCAUCUUCAAUCCAAAGUAUCGUCAAUCCUUUACUAGAGAGAAAGAAGAGUUGUCUAUUCGAGUGUGGAAGUGGUUAGAAAGUAAUCAGCUAAACAUAACAAAUUAUUCACUUGCAUAA
This is a messenger RNA of Acaulospora morrowiae, 1797 nucleotides long. Lineage: Eukaryota; Fungi; Glomeromycota; Glomeromycetes; Diversisporales; Acaulosporaceae. The record is from the annotation of a GenBank genome assembly.